Molecule: messenger RNA, 6179 nt
Organism: Erpetoichthys calabaricus (reedfish)
Lineage: Eukaryota; Metazoa; Chordata; Cladistia; Polypteriformes; Polypteridae
Gene: mbtps2
Product: membrane-bound transcription factor peptidase, site 2
Exons: 11
Coding region: 326-1810 (494 amino acids)
Biological process (GO): membrane protein intracellular domain proteolysis; regulation of response to endoplasmic reticulum stress
Cellular component (GO): membrane; cytoplasm
Molecular function (GO): protein binding; metalloendopeptidase activity
Source: RefSeq, a predicted model, not a curated record
UGCGAAAUCAACUAAAGAUGAAGAAGAAAGACUGUAUUCAACCAUCGGCAAGGGGGAAUAAACAAGUGGAACAAGUGAGUUAGGCACGUUACAAUAAAGUGCUAGUGUCAUUGCCUACUCCAGGAGUCGUUGUGUCCACUCGCUACGAGAAACUGAUGAUUUAUGGACGCGGAAAUAUGACGUUGAGCAGCUGUCGUCUGAUCCGGAAACGAGAUGAGAACUGAGCAUCAUGUGGAUUUGUUUUUAUGCUUUCUACAGCAAUUAAUGAAAUUGCGUAUAUUCUUUUAAAUGUAUUGUAGUUCGAAACCAAGACUUGUCGCUUGCAAUGAUUUCUAUCACGGUGCUUGUUAUGCUUCUUGUAGGCUGGUGCUUGAUAUAUCUGGCGGAUACCAUUCUGAAGACUGCAACCAGUAUUAAACACUCAUAUGAAAACUGGCUCACAUCAAAUGGACUUAUGCUUUCUCCAUUUCAUGUCAGAUGGCAGACUGGGCUUUUUAACCGUUUGUUUGCCAAAUGGGGACGAUGGAAUCCCAAAUUUUUGUAUUACUGGUUUACCAUGGGGAUGGUAUUUGGAAUAAUGGCAAUGUUUGGAUCUAUCGUACUUCUUUUCAAGACCCUGAUGCAGACUUUAUCCCAAAUGAUGUAUGAGAGCCCCGAGGGUUCAAAUGAGCAGAUGUUACAGGUUGUGGUGCCUGGUGUUAAUCUUCCUGUCAGUCAAAUGGCUUAUUUUUUUGUUGCAAUUCUCAUUAGUGGUGUCAUACAUGAAAUUGGCCAUGGGGUGGCAGCAAUCAGAGAACAAGUACGAUUUAAUGGAUUUGGGAUGUUCAUUUUUAUUAUCUAUCCUGGUGCAUUUGUGGAUCUGUUUACAACUCACCUACAGCUUAUAUCUCCAGUUCAACAGCUACGCAUUUUCUGUGCAGGUGUAUGGCACAAUUUUAUCCUGGGAUUAGCAGCAUUAGUCUUCCUAUUGUUACUGCCAGUGUUCCUCCUUCCGUUCUACUAUACAGGAGCUGGUGCACUGAUUACAGAAGUCAUAGAGGAUUCUCCUGCAAGUGGCCCCAGAGGAUUGUUUGUUGGUGACCUUGUUACCCAGUUGGAGGACUGUCGUGUUGUAAGUGUAGAAGACUGGCAUUCAUGUAUGAAGGAAAUUAUUUAUAGACCUCAAACUGGAUACUGUGUUAAUGAGGCAACUUUACAGUGGGUACAGGCUCCAAACAGAGCUUUCAAAAGGCUUGAUGGCACCAUGGAAUGCUGCAAUAACAACAGCCUCACAGAUAUUUGCUUUACUUACAGCAACAACUUAGAAAGUCAUCUGUAUGCUUGCUUGCCUGCAAGGAGAGCUAUUGAAUCCAGCCGCAUAUGUCGAUCCAAUACAGACUGUCAAAAGGAUUUUGUUCCUGAGCUGUGCCUGAUUCCUUCUCUAGAGAACCAGACACGACUAAUUCGUGUGAAACACCAACCACAGAUGGAUAUGCUGUUUGUUGGAUAUCCACUUCAUCUUCAGUAUGCGGUGAGCAUUACAAACUUUGUGCCACGGCAUGGAUUUCUUCAUUUUGAUUUGCCAGUAGUAAUGGAAACGUUUUGCAAAUAUGUGAUAUCUCUUUCAGGGGCCCUUGCUGUUAUUAAUGCUGUACCUUGCUUUGCACUGGAUGGUCAAUGGAUACUAUCUUCCUUUCUGGAAGCUACAUUUUCCUCUUUGAUUGUGGAAAAGCAAAAUAGAGAGCUGUUAGGAUUUUUUAUCUUACUUGGAGGGAGUAUCCUCUUAGCAUCCAAUGUAGCUUUAGGAUUGUGGAUGGUCACUGCUAGGUAGCCUUUAAGUUGGAAAUACUCAAUUUCAAGACAUAUCUUGUUUUUAUUACAAGCUGGACAUGAAAGGCUUAAAAACUGUAAAAUUAUCACAUGAUUUUAAACUUUUUUAAAGGGUAAUAGUCCUGUAAAUUUUAAUACUGUAUGUUUUACAAAAAGUAGAAAAAUAUUUUUAAUUGAAUGCUUGCUUUUAUAAAUAAGCAGCUUGAUGCUUCACCACAUCUAGCAUUAGCUGACAGGUUCAAAUAACUUUUAUUUUUUGGUGUUCUCUCAGAAUAUAUAUUAGCGGGCUUUCUGUUUACAAAUUUGAAGGAAACAUACAUAUAUUGACUUUCAUAACAACAUUUAAAAGAAACCAUCUUCAAAGCAAUUAAGUUCUUAAGUGAAGUCCCCCAAAAAGCUUGUACAUCUGUGGUUGUCACCUUUGCAUAAGCUAAUAUGUAAAAAUUGUAGAAAAAAAAUGCCCAAACUUUUCAGGAUAACAUGUAGGAAGAUCAAUGUCUUUGCCAUAAGAUUUUUAGGAAGAACAUUACAUUUAUCAGACUGUGCAUGAAGUUAACUAACAGUGCAGGAUCACUGUUUUUAUAUUACACUUUAAACACUUCUUUGUCCUGUAGAUACUUAAUUAAAUAUUGGUGGCUCUGUGCAGUCAUUGAAGAUUUACAGUCAUUUAAAAUAUUUUAAUAAGUAUGUUUAAGAUAGGGUUAAUAAACAAAAAAUUGUAUGUAGAUUAAGAUGGUUAUGUAGUCAUUAUGUUUAAGCUAAUAAGAACAUGCUUGCUUUGAUUUAAGAUAAGCUGUCAGUCAACUGAUAUUUAUAUUUUAGUAAUUUUGAUCAGUCCAAACUCAUAAUUAAGAAAAACAGCUGAUCCAUAAACAUAUUUGCUGAAUUUAGUGUUAUAUAACCCUAGAAUUUUUUUAGCUUCUCUAGAAUACAAUCCUCACAUUCUAUAUACUUUUAAUACAGACUAGCCCCCCUGUUAUGUUCUCAAACCAACAAUAAAAAAUGAAAACAUAAUAAAAUUAAGCAAUCAUGUAAAUAAGUGUUAAUUAGUAAUUAGAAAUUUAUUUUAGUUGUUUACAAAGUAGCCUGCGUUACUCUACCGUAAAAGAUAUUUUACUACCCUGCCUUAACAUUAAGACUCUGCCCAUUUUAUUAACAUAGUACUCAUUAAUGAGAGCUCAAGUUGUUGUAAAGAAUAACUCAUAUUCAUUAUCUGUCUGUCUGCCUGCCUGUCUGUCAGUUCGGUUCGGUCCGGUGCCCAAUUUAUUAACAUAGUACUCAUUAAUGAGAGCUCAAGUUGUUGUAAAGAAUAACUCAUAUUCAUUAUCUGUCUGUCUGCCUGCCUGCCUGUCUGUCAGUUCGGUUCGGUCCGGUCCGGUCUGGUCUGGUCGAACCUUCUUUUCCAAAUUUAGAAUCACAGGAAGAUGUAUCUUACUGUGACAAAGUAAUUAAAGGACAGGGACCGGUUCUGGAUGGUCCCAGUACAUUGCCAGGCUUGAGCAAACAUCCAUACUUGCUCAUACCAGUCCUCCUUAGAGUUGUCAGUCACCUUCACAUACAUGUCUUUGGGAUGGAGGAGAAAAACGACAACCACAAAAAAAUCUGCACAGAGCGUGAAUAUUCAACAUAGCCAGUGACUAGUGGAAUUCAGGCCCAGUUUCCUAGAAUUGUGUUGGAGCCUAAACCCAUGAGCAUUGUUGCACUCUCUUAAAUGGAGGCAACAAGCUGUGGAGUCUGAAUGAAUAAUACCUAUACCAUCCAUAUGCGAUAAAGCUUUGUCUUGAGUAAGAUUUAGAUUACAUAUUUAUGUGGUAUUGAUGUUGUUACAUACCUAUGUUUAUGCAUGCUUAUGUAAAGUGUGGAAAUAACUUAAUCUGUAAAUGUUAUGUUUCUUUAAACAUCCCAGCAUGAUAUACUUCAAGGAAAUAAUGGACAAUUUACACUUCCAUUAUCUUAAUGUGAAAGAGGGCAUUUCUUAAGGGAGAGUGAUAUAUGCACUACUUGUAAACCAAAGGAAAAUGUUUUGUCAGUUAUGUUUCCCAGUGUUCAAUUAACUUAUUAGCAUAACUGCGAUGUUUAAUUGUGUUUUCUUUUUUUUUUUAUAUAAAUGGGUUAUCAGCUUACAGGACAAAAAUGCCAUUAGAGGUUACUUACAUGUCUGCCACUUUACCUAAUGCAAAUUUUAAACUUGCAGUUUUGAUAUCUCAUUUGAUAUUGGUACAGUAAGUUGAAAAAUAAAGGACUACACCAACAACCCUUGAAAUAUAUAGCAAUUGCCACUAUUAUAUAGUUGACAAUUUUUGUGUAAUACCAUUACAAGAUCUUGUAUAACAUUUAUACAAUCUGAGUGAUUUAAUUGUAAAUCUGUGAUACUAAAGGAGAACAACAUAGAAAAUGUAAUUUGUUGUAAAAGUACAGCAAUGUAAAUCCAAGUGUGCUGAAUCAGGGCUAGGUAUGCAGAGUGCAUUAAUAUUCACAUUUUUCUCAUUAAUUAUAUAGUCAAAAGCAAAAAAGGUGGUUUUAAUAGCAUUACAUUUAUUUUUACUUUUGUUUUAUGGUUUUACUACCCUUGCAAGUAAAAACUGUAUAUUAAAUAGAUAAUGGUGUUUUUUUAUUUAUUUAUUUGGCUUAUAUGAUUAAAUGAUUAUGAAAUGAUUAAACAAUUUUAAUUAAUAGUUUGCUGCAGGUUCUAAUUUGAUAAUGAAGAUUUUUAUUUUUUGUUAUUUGAUUUUGGAGAAGGCAGGUUCACAAACUGGUUGGACAAAUUGUGUGAAUUUCCUUGUUAAACACUAACUUCUUUAUUGUGUCAAAAUUGUCUUUUAAGUUGUUAAAAAGAAAAUAUUGCUUCAUCCUGGCAUUCAGACACACUGGACCGCCUGGACAUGACAACAGCCAGGAGAGCAAAAGCACAUCAGCUAACAAAAACAUAGAAGAAGACAGAGCUGGAACAUGAGUGUUCUGACCUCCACAGCUAUAUACACCCUAUUGAUGCGUAUUUGGAGUUUCCUGACAGACUGUUGUGGAUCCUGAAUGAUUCUGUAAUACACGUUAAGUAUAAAAUAAUUAUUUGUGAUGGGAUUGUUUUUUGUAGUUGUGCUUAUUUUGUCAUCACCUUAAGCGGAGUGGCCUUACUACAGUGCAUUUCCCAGCACUUAGUCUGGUACAUCCGUGGAGCAAACUCUUUCUGCUGGAGACAGACAAUUGUUAACAGUGUUGUAGAUCUGUACUCAAAAAUAAAUUGAGAUAUGUGUGAGUACGCACUUGUGAAUAGACUGGAGCCUUCUGUAGGAUUUGUUUUGGCCUAGAGCCCAGUGUGGCCAGAAAAGAGGAAUUGGACUAAGCUUUAUCAGAGGGUGUAUGGUUUAAUUAAAAGCAAGAAAUAGCAGGGCUUAAAACUUGCAUAGACUAACUCAAACUCACCUCACUCUCCACUAGAAAGCCACCAGGAACUACAACCAGGCUGAUACCUCUAUUAGAGAUGUUUUGCAAUAAUAAGAACACUUAAAAAAAAGGUCUGUACAUUGCAUCAAACAUGCGUGGCAGAUAUUUGGAAGAUUCAAAGGAAAGAUUUGUAAAGCUAAUAGUUCUUUUAAAUAGUUUAUUUUAAGGCACAUUUUUAUAGUGUGCAUGAUACCCAUUUCUGUUUCAUUUGUAAUCACCCAUCUACUGUCUUGUUACACAUCAAGAUUUUCAAAUUAUGUUGAGCAGUUUCAUCUAAACCAAACUGUGAUAAAUGCUUUAUGCCCAGUUCGUAUUUAAAUCAAUUUUCCACAAAAUCAUAGUGCACAGGAAGGCCAAUCCAAACAACGAAGCGAGUGUUUAAAAAUAGUACCCAGGGCAUAAAUGCCUAGAUAAAGUACAGCCUUUUUAUCUGCAUGACUCCACAGACUGAAAUGAAGUGCAAUGUCACUACUCAGCAUAUUCUUGAUGUAAGGCAUUCUCAUUGACAUGGAUUAAGCCAUCAGGAUCGUUUGUAGGUUAAAUUUAACCUUUUAGUUAAUUGUUUCUAGUUUUUUUUUAACUCCCUGAAAAUUAAUAUUAUUCAUGUGUUACAUAUUUUUUUGUUAAAUGGCAGUGAUGUCACAUCGCUUUUUUUCUCCAGAGGCAAUUUCCUUUUCACAGUGUGUAGUAAAACACAUGCAUCAAUUAAUGACAUAUAUUAUGCCAUGUUAUUCAAGAAUGAAUGAUUUUAGGACAUGGGAUUCUCAGCCUAAAAGAAAUCGUUGCAGUGUGGAAGAGGAGAUGAACUGAGAAACACAAAAGAAUGAUCAGUGUUUCCAAAAGUCAGAACACAGAUUUAAAUUAUUCAAAAACACAAAAUCCAAAAUAAAGCACAAAAUUACACUGAAAAAAGUUUUAAAAUCCUUAAA